UUUCCUUCUUGUCACUCACAUGUGUUUUAGAGCGAUAGAGAAACUGUUCAACAGUCGUUAGGUUAGACGUAGGAAGAGGAAGACAAAUGAAAAUGCACUUUUCAACGGUGGUUAUAUUAACAGGUUGGAUGAUAAUUGGAUGCAGCACAACUGAUGCUCCACCAACUACAGCUACAACUACAGAUGAUACAGCAGUUAAAGAUUCAACGGCUACAACAUCACUUUUAGCUACUACAGGUUCUCCAGUAACCGUAACAUCAGGUGGUGCCACUGAGGAACAAAAAACAACUGCUUCUCCAACAAUUUUGACCAAUACAAGUGAAACAACAACCCCACUCACAAUACUUAGUUCCACCUCCAGCCAAUCUACAAUGGAUCAGGCAACUUCUAGUGCUAAUGCCAAUACUCCAACAACGGAGCUCCCUUUAAUUUCCACCUUGAGCGACUUUACAACAGAUCAGACAUCCUCUACUGAUAAUCCUAAUUCUCCAACAACUUUAAUUUCCACCUCAAGUGCUACAAACAACUCUACAACUAAUCAAACAACCCCUAGUUUUAAUGCUACUACUCCAGCAACUGAGAUCACCAGCGUAGCUCACAACGUGACUGAAGAAUUGACCACAGUCACAUCAGGUUUGAUGACUGAAAGUGAACAAACAACAUCCUCUUCAGAGAGUCAUACUACUUCAGAAAAAAUAACUAUAGGCAGUACAAAACCGGUUACUACUAGUACCAAAAGUACAACUACGAUAAAUACCACAACGAGUAAACCAGUGCUCUCUACUACAGCAUUAGUAACGUCAACUACAAAACCAUUAACAGCCACGACUCCAAACCAGAAUACUGUUGAGCAAAAUAAGAAGGACCCAGCUGCCCUGAGCUCAGGAAGUGUCGCUGCUAUCGUAAUUGGCUUCCUCGCCAUCGUACUAAUCUUACUUGUUGGGGCGUAUUACUUUAAAAUGAGACGUUCCUCUUAUGGACGUCUGUUGGAUGACGGUGAACACGGCUCUGUGGGGAAUUUUCUGAACCCAAUGUUUGAUGGCUAAAUGAGGAAGUGCUUCCUUUCUGAAGAACAACCUACACCUCUGUGUUUAACCAUGAACAUGGUUACAUCAGAUUCUGGAUUUUGGCCCCAAGAUUAUCGCUUAAGUCUAAACAUAAAUGAUAAACUGACCUGAAUUAUCAAGAGGUUGCAAAAUGUAGGCAAGACUAUCUGUAAAUGAGGAUUUUGUAUGUAAGGCCUGUUCUUGUGGAUCUUGGAAUUUAAUUGCAUUGCAAAUGCAUUUGCUAUUUAAAGGAAUAGUUCACCCAAAAAUGAAAAUUACCCCAUAAUUUACUCACCCUCAAGCCAUUUUAAGUGUAUAUGACUUUUUUUCUGUCAGACAAACAAAGUCAGAGUACUUUUCAAUUUAAUUUGGGCUCUUUCAUGCCUUAUCAUGGUGUUGGACAGUGGCUUUUAUUUUGAAGUUAAACUAACCCACACGUGUCAAAAGGCUAACAUAUGUAAAUCAAUGUUGUUGUAACAAAAAUAUCACAUUUUAAAACUUACCAAAUAUAUGCACAAAAACGUAACAUUUUCGACUUUUUCCAUUUAAAAAUAGCACCUUCAUUGGACUCCAAGUAAUGUAUAUCUUUUUUAACUGAAAUAUCUUGCCACUUAAAGUUAUUAACUCACUAUUCUGAGAAAAGCUCAAUUUGUGAAAUACUUGAAAUAUUAGUUCUGUCAUGAUAACGCUCAAGAAUCGAAUACACAUAUGGCAGUGUUGAUGUGAUUGUUCUUGGUGGAGUAGAUCUGCUACACUGCUGCUGCUGCUGCUGCUUAAUUAAUGGUGGAGAGCAAGUACUGAGACAUGCUAAUGCCAGUAUACUCAUAGACAUGCAGUCUGAGAAUACAAAACACUGCUGCUUCAAACAGAACACACAUAAAUCCUCUGUAGCAGACCUAUACUGCUGCAGUGGAUGAGGGAUCUGAAAACGUGCUACAGAUUGCUGUCAAAAACAAGCUGAUUGGCUACUGAGUAAACAGCCACCAAUCACUUGCACCAGGUUGGAAGCAGAUUGGUUAGGACCUAUCAAUAGAGUUUCAUGAUAGAACUUUGUAUUUGUAUAAAAGUGUCUUAGUAGUAAAAUUAGUAUUCUUAAAAAGUAAUCAUCUUAAAAGUAGGAAUUACCUAUUUUUUUUUGUAAUUGUUUAUUACAUUUUUAACAAACUUUAGUAGAUUUCAGUAUAAUGGAACACUUUGUGAUGUAAGGGUGUUUGUCCACCGAAGUGUUUUUCACAGUGCAGAAACACGAGCAUUGUUCUAAAAAAACAUAUUUUUGCAGCUCAGUGUCUUUUCAGUCGGUUACUGUUGGCCCAUUUCCACUGUGUGGUACAGUACGGGUUUGAUCAGGGUUGGGACUGAGUUCUGCAGGAAGGUAG
Danio rerio (zebrafish) is the source of this 2422-nucleotide messenger RNA. The record is from RefSeq and is a predicted model, not a curated record. Lineage: Eukaryota; Metazoa; Chordata; Actinopteri; Cypriniformes; Danionidae.